Molecule: messenger RNA, 909 nt
Organism: Trichosurus vulpecula (common brushtail)
Lineage: Eukaryota; Metazoa; Chordata; Mammalia; Diprotodontia; Phalangeridae
Gene: SCRT2
Product: scratch family transcriptional repressor 2
Exons: 2
Coding region: 1-909 (302 amino acids)
Biological process (GO): regulation of DNA-templated transcription
Molecular function (GO): DNA-binding transcription factor activity, RNA polymerase II-specific; RNA polymerase II cis-regulatory region sequence-specific DNA binding
Source: RefSeq, a predicted model, not a curated record
AUGCCCCGUUCCUUCUUGGUGAAGAAGAUCAAAGCAGAUGCCUUCCAGUGUAGCAGCGUCCCAGCUCCCAGCUACCACCCCCUGGGAUCCGCAUAUGUGCUGCCGGGCUCCAGGGGGGCAGCCGGACCCGCCGGGGACAGCGGCUAUGCUCCGCACUGCCUUCCGCCCCCCAGCUAUGACAGCGAAAAGAAACCGGGGCUGGAACUGGCGCCGUCGGAAGCUGCGUACCCACCAGCUACUGAAGAGUACAGCGACCCCGAGAGCCCGCAGUCGAGCCUGUCGGCGCGCUACUUCCGAGGGGAGGCAGCGGUGACGGACAGCUACUCCAUGGAUGCCUUCUUCAUCUCUGACGGGCGCUCCCGGAGGCGCGGGGCUGGGGAUGCCCGGGGGGCGGGAGGCGGGAGCGGGCCUGGGGGAACCGGGGGUGGAAGUGGGGGGCACCGACACUCGUGCGGUGAGUGCGGCAAGACGUACGCCACGUCGUCCAACCUGAGCCGGCACAAGCAGACCCACCGCAGCCUGGACAGCAAGCUGGCGCGCAAGUGUCCGACGUGCGGCAAGGCCUACGUAUCCAUGCCGGCUCUGGCCAUGCACGUGCUCACGCACAACUUGCGCCACAAAUGCGGUGUCUGCGGCAAGGCGUUCUCCCGGCCCUGGCUGCUGCAGGGCCACAUGCGCUCGCACACUGGCGAGAAGCCCUUCGGCUGCUCGCAUUGUGGCAAAGCGUUCGCCGACCGCUCUAACCUGAGAGCGCACAUGCAAACGCACUCGGCCUUCAAGCAUUAUAAGUGCCGCCAGUGCGAGAAGACCUUUGCGCUUAAGUCCUACCUCAACAAGCACUGCGAAGCCGCCUGCUUCAAAGGCGCCGAACAUGCUUGCACCGCCUCCACCACCGCUCUGGACAACUAA